AUUGAAUCACUAAGUUUAACUUCAAAUGAAGUUUCUAUGGAUUCUUUUAACAAAGGACUUCAACCGCACGAAUAUUUCUAUAUUGCCUAACGUGAAACCAGUAUAGUAUAACCAGUUGCAGUAUUGAGUGUCAAAUAACAACCAAUACGACAAAUGAGAGAUGCUAGUGAUUUAAAUAAUGGUCAUUUGCAAUAACAAACAUGUGGAAGUUAAUAAUAACGUUUGCUAGUUUUAAUGUUGUGUUACAGAUAUUGAAUGGAUUUAAUCUCGACGAAAGAAAUGCCAAAAUCAUCACAGGCAACAGUGUGGGAGGUUAUUUUGGAUUUUCAGUCGCAAUUAUUGAGGAAAACGGUGUCUAUGUCGGUGCACCUAAAGCAAAUGACACGAAUCUGCCCAACAUCAAAGAGCCUGGUACAGUGAGCAAGUGUCCUAUUACAGCAGGAACGGUAGGGGCGUGCACAGCAUUCAUCAUUGAUAGUGUGACUGAAAGCGACAACUCUGAUUUUGGACGGCACCAAGCGGUUUUUCAACCAUGAGAAGUCUGGUCAAUGGAUGGGGGGAUCCCUGGCCGUCAGGCCGAACAGAGACUCCAAGGCUGGCAUUGUGGCAUGUGCACCCAGGUGGGGCAACCGAUAUUCUGUGAAUGACACCUUCAUGCUCGGAAUGUGCUAUGUGAUACCCAAGGAUCUCACACCGAGUAACAUCAUCAAACUGCCUGCACUCGUCAGUGGUAACAACUAUAUGUACAAGUACCCCGACAACAAGACGAUACACAACUGGGCGAUGGCCGGAUACGGGAUCAAUGCACAUUAUACAAGCGAGGAGACAAGUUUGUUGUUCGGAGCUCCUGGUCUGAAGGACUGGACAGGUGGUUUCGUCAAUGUUAACCUUGCAACUAGGCUCUCAGCAACCGUCAGUGAAAGUGACCCUUACCUGGUGAAUGAAACGUCCUCCAGCCUAGCAGGAUUUGCCAUCACGAGUGGUUUCUAUUCCAAUCAUUCGUCUCGCCAUGAGUACUUUGUUGUUGGAAUUCCACGAGCGAAAUUAACUGGUCAGGUUAAGAUCUUCAUGUCGGAGCAAAUCUCCUACAGCUUACAGAAUCCCUGGCUAGAUAUUAACGCUAUUGACCACAAAGCGGAGGACCUACCAAUAAACUCGUACUUUGGCGGCUCUCUGUUGACGGCAGACGUUAACGCUGACGGUAUAGAUGAUCUCCUGGUCGGAGCUCCACUGUACAGCCCGGACAGCAGGAAGGAGUCCGUGGAUUUAGGGGCUGUCUUCCUCUACCUAGGGCCACUUAACGACAGCUCAGUGAUAGUCCCCAAGCUUACGCUGAAGGGUACAGGCACCGGUGGGCGAUUUGGGACCUCAAUGGCAUACCUAACAGACAUGAACAAUGACGGUUUUAAUGAUGUGGCCAUCGGAGCGCCUUUCGAAGAUGAUCUAAGAGGAGCUGUAUACAUAUAUAACGGCUAUAAAGGCGGGCUGUGGCCCGCAUAUUCACAACGGAUUUUAGCCUCUACGUUACCAAACGGCCAAACACUGCGUGGACUUGGUGUGUCAAUUGCUAGAGCGGUGGACUUGAACGCCGACAACGUUCCGGACACCAUUGUGGGGUCGCAUUUGUCAGACCAAGUGGUGGUGUUAUACGGACAGCCAGUUAUUAAGAUGUCCGCCGACCUCGAGAUAACGCCGGAUAGGUUCAUUGAAAAGAAUUCCGACAACGUGGAGAUAAGAGCGUGUUUCCGGUUUAGCCAUGCAAUAUGUGAAAAAAUAUUCGUCGAUGUGAAAUUCAAACUGGAUACGAAGAAAGAAACUGGCAGAGAACGCGUAGUCUUCAAUCAAACCAGAAUACCGUCUGCCAUAAAAAGCGUGACAGUUUUUCAAGGAAUGUCCUCGUGCACGGAUCGGCUUAGACUUUUUGCAAAGUCCCCAACUGAUAUGGUAAGAGAAAUUAACAUCGAAGCGGAAUACGAAAUAGGGGAAAAUGGCAUCCGAUGUGACACUAAGCUCAAUCCCACCAUUGAACGGUUCAAUGGUCUGAAUCCCGGCGACCCUGACUUGGUUCUAGAGACAAAGAUUGAGUUCAAGAAAGCCUGUCCCAACAACAUCUGCAAAACCGACUUACAUGUCAGAGCCAGUGCAUCCUUCGACAACUCAAGUGGCUUUCUGAUCAUCGGCAAAUCAGAAAUCUCCCUUAAUAUCAAGAUUACGAAAACCGGAGAUCCCUCGUACGGAUCCGUGUUUUACAUGAUAUACCCGAAUUUCCUCAGUUUCAUCCGCAUCAAAGAGCUGACCAACAACACCGUCUCUUGCUCUCCACUUGUGGCUCCGUCCCAAACAGCACAUCAGGCGGCGAUACCAGACGAGUGGAUUGAGUUCCGUCGACGUACGAACGCUACCUUGAAAGUAACCGACUCUGUUCUCAUGUGCAAUUUUGGAAAUCCUCUCUCAGACGACAGUGGCACUGCAGUUGACGUGGAGCUUGUGUUACCAGACCACGUGACCACUGAGUUGUUUUAUAUCGUCGUCAUGGCAACUACGCUCAGCAACGAGAUGAACUCUUUUGAUAAUAACGAGACAAUCGCUAUACGUUUAAAGCACGUGUAUGCAACCAAGUUGAGCGGAGCGGCUUCAUUGGAAACGAUUUUCAUCAACGACAAUAAGAUUCACGAUGAGGUUAACCACACGUUUGCCCUCGAUAAUCUAGGGCCGAGCCUCAUCCCUUAUGCUAUCCUGAAUGUUUUCUUUCCAAUUACUCAACAUGGCUCAGGUGCCUUACUAUGGGUCAAUAGGACAACCGUGCGAUGCCGGACACCUUGCAACGUCGAGUGUGAGUUCCGCAGCAAGUUUCGUAUACCGGAUAUCACCAUGGACAUAAACGGACGGCAUAGUAACUUCACAUCAGGAGACAAACCCAAUGAAACGCUAACCGUUACAACUCAACUGAACUGUAACGCCGCGGACUGCACUCAGCUAACAUGUCGGGCGACGAACAUACAACCAAAGUCCAACCUUGUGGUAAUGGCGCAGAUAAUAGUGAUGCAUGACUUCGGUGGAAUUUCUAAGGAUCGCUCUACCAUCGAGGUGGUUUCAGCGGCAACCACAAACACAACUGGACUGGAAGACAAAGGCAUUCUGAAAGAACAGAUAGUGACUCGAGUGGUUCCCAGACAGAUCUUCAAGAAGGAGGUGCCCUGGUGGGUCGUACUGCUGAGCAUCUUGGGCGGGAUCAUCUUUAUCGCGGUGCUCGUCUUCAUUCUCUUCAAGUUCGGAUUCUUCAAACGAAAGACGCGCGAGGACUUGGAGAAGAUGCGGCUUCUUAAGGAGAAAAAUGGCAAGAGUCCGUCCCCGCCAUCAGAGGGCACCGGGUCGCCGUAUGAGUUGAAAAACGGCAGUGGUGAAUUCACUGAUAGUGAACAACUUCCGGUCAAAGAAAAAAACGAAACUUUGAUUUGAACAUAAGGGGUCAUGCCGUCUGUAGCGUUUAUUGUUUUGUUUUGUUGACUUGUCUCAUAAAAUAGGGUUUGUCUUUU
Molecule: messenger RNA, 3536 nt
Organism: Dreissena polymorpha
Lineage: Eukaryota; Metazoa; Mollusca; Bivalvia; Myida; Dreissenidae
Product: integrin alpha-PS3-like
Exons: 20
Coding region: 553-3459 (968 amino acids)
Biological process (GO): cell adhesion mediated by integrin; integrin-mediated signaling pathway; cell-matrix adhesion
Cellular component (GO): integrin complex; external side of plasma membrane
Molecular function (GO): integrin binding
Source: RefSeq, a predicted model, not a curated record